Molecule: messenger RNA, 2349 nt
Organism: Acanthochromis polyacanthus (spiny chromis)
Lineage: Eukaryota; Metazoa; Chordata; Actinopteri; Pomacentridae
Product: ADP-ribose glycohydrolase OARD1-like
Exons: 4
Coding region: 1062-1544 (160 amino acids)
Biological process (GO): peptidyl-glutamate ADP-deribosylation
Source: RefSeq, a predicted model, not a curated record
AUGGCAUGUUUACCAACAUAACAUCUACACAUUUGCCUACUGCGUCUCACCAUCAAAUACAUUAAGUUGAAACAACAGAGGAGGAAAAUGUCAAGUUUGACUUGAGAGUCCAACCUGCAAUUGGGCAACAACACAUUCAUGUAUUCUUGAAACACACCUUAAACUGUGCUAAGCAAAAAGAAAGAUCAAAUGUUUAAAAGCACUCAGUAAAAAUGUAUGAAACAGACAGGUAGAGGGGCAUUCGGUGAAACUGAGAGAAACAGCAUGUUGCUGGUUCCAGAUAGGGGAUGGUUUGGAGUCUGGUUUUUUUAAAUAAGUUUUUCAACACCUUCUACCUAGCUGUUAAAUGUCUCGGGCCAAUUUUUCCAGCGUACCAAAACCUCACGGCGCAUGUCCUGCCACCAUACAGAGCCUCUCGGGGUAUUGUAGUGUAUUGUUUUUGGACACGAUGCGCUAUAAGUAAAAGAUGAUAUUAUUAUUAUGGUAAAUGCUAUUAGACUCUUCAGUCUAAUAACAGUAAAACCAGAUGUGAAACAUACGUAUAAAAUAUAUAAUGGUAUAAUAUGUAUGAAAUCUAUCACAAAAUAAAGAGGGUAAGAUGUGGAGCAAAAAGUUUGAACAUGUGUGGACAUGUUCUCUGUAAAAGAUGGCCUGAUGAUCACUUAAUGCGCAUGUCUUCUGUAAAGUGUUCCAGGGCUGAAAUAUGAUAACCUGACGUUAUGCUCUGACCAACAGAUUGAGAAAAGUUUAACCGCGUCAAAACUGCCACUCCUAUCACACGCCCUUAUAGGCGUGGAAAAAUGACCGACGCUCACAGCAUAAAAAAUGGUGCACAGCUCAGUAUCUUCAGUUCUUCUUCUGGUGUUAUCACUGCUAAGAAUUACUCCUGGAUUUAUUGUUUUUUGGUUGACAAAUAAAUCCUGCUGCCCUUCGAAUGCUGACUUCUCUUGGUGAUUUUUUGAAGACUUCAUUUACACUUCAGAAUCCGGGGUUGAGGAGCUUGGUACUCUCGGAGGAAAGCCUGUGAACCACUUGUAAGCUGGAAUAAUUUAGUUGCAUUUAUGGCUGACAGACGUAGUCCUCAAGUGAAGCCGGAGCUGCUAAAACAAGUCACCGGCAAUCUCUUCGACUGUCCCAACGACGAGGCGCUGGCGCACUGUAUUAGUGCGGACUGUCGCAUGGGAGCGGGCAUAGCGGUGCUGUUUAAACAGAAGUUUAAAGGUGUUUCCGAGCUACUGAAACAGAGGAAGGCGCCCGGUCAAUGUGCUGUGCUGCUGAGAGAAGGCCGUUUCAUCUACUAUCUAGUUACAAAACAAAGAGCCUUUCAUAAACCCACAUACAGCAGUCUACUACACAGCCUUGAGGAUAUGAGGUCACAUUGUAUACGGAACGGAGUACACAAGCUGUCGAUGCCUCGUAUUGGCUGCGGCUUGGAUCAACUGGAGUGGACCGAGGUAGCCAAGAUAUUGGAACGGGUCUUUAUGGGCACUGGCAUUACCAUCACAAUAUACAGCCUUCCUUGGACAGCAGCAUCCAUGAACUAGCUACCAAUGGAUUGUCCGAAUGUUGCUUGCCAAUGCUAGGAAACAAAUAUUGGCUACGUAUCUACCAUAAAGAGAUGUACUGUAUGAACUGUCUUUAUUGUGUUCUGGGUCAAUCCCUGUUAGCCAUUCCCCACGGAACCCGCUCGGUGAGUCUGCUUGUUUUGACAGCGAUAUUCUUUAUUUGCCCCACAUUAGUGAUAUGUGUAUGACACAUAUAAUAUAUUAUUGGAGGCAGAGCCGGCAUAUGUUCUCACACCUUUCAUUUGUUCAUGUGUGAGGGUGGAUUGUAAAGCUUUUUCAUGAUGCGUCUGCCAGACACAUUGCUCACGGGUUUCUCUCACGUUUUUGGAAAAGAACCAGGAAAUGCACACAUUUAAAAUAAAGAUUCAUUAUUUCUCAUUCUUGUUAUUGACAAACAAUAAAAAACAAAUUAUCAGGAUACAUCAACACAGCAGAAAAUAUUUAAGGAUACAUCAACAGAGUAGAAAACACUUCAAACUGAUCAGGUUCGUAUCAUCUGUAAAGCUUGGUCUAACAGAGACGCGUCAAAAGCACGUUCCAUGUCACAUUGUAAUGCGUUCAGUUCCAACAAGAUAUUCAAGGGUAAGUUGUCUUCCAAACGGUAACAUAUCACAUCAAUAAACAAAGCGUACAAAGAGAAUAAAUGAGAAGAUUUCACUUGAAAAGAGUCCAUAGUCCAAUCUUGAAUUAUUUUUCUAAAAGUUUGUGACACAGGUCCAUUCAUUCUUGCAGUGGUUUGUACAAUUAUUUCCCAGGGUGUAUGCACGGAGUGUGCCCGCACCAU